Messenger RNA from Truncatella angustata, 1452 nucleotides. RefSeq lists its product as uncharacterized. The transcript is spliced from 3 exons. Lineage: Eukaryota; Fungi; Ascomycota; Sordariomycetes; Amphisphaeriales; Sporocadaceae. The record is from RefSeq and is a predicted model, not a curated record. Bases 1 to 1452 code for a protein of 483 amino acids.
AUGGUUUGCUUCUCCAAGGUGCUGGGGGUGUUGCUACCUGCAAUUGUAGCUGCCGGCGGAGCUUCAACCGACCCAAAAUCGCAGCUUCCGGAAUACUUUGCCACCUAUGAAAUGGUAGUCAAUUUCAAGCCGUCAGAGACGAUGCCAGUCACUGCCCAGUACCCCGUUGUGCCUUUGACGACGGGAGUUGGCUUGAACGCAACUCUGUCCACGCUCAACGCAAUAUCCGUUCAGGGUACAAUGGUCAGCGUGGAUCAGAGCAACUACAAUUUGUUCAACGAUUCCAGCCGGAUCGCUUAUGUGUCUUGCGAUCCGAAUUCAGGAAACAUUUCUCCGAGUGAUAUUCUCAACGGUUUGAUGGAUCUGCCCAAUCAUCCGAAGGCGAUUCUUCUAUACACGACCAAUACCGCGAUGCAUUAUUGCUCACUUGUGGGGAACGACCUUACCUAUCAGUCCAUUUGGAGCAUGGUCAGCUCUGAUGAUGCCUGGGCCGCAAAGAAUUUGACUGCAGCUGCUUCUUCGAGCACUUUGGUGGCGGGUAUAAGCGGCAACGGCACCACGGCUGGAUCAGGAGCAAGUACAGACACAAAUGGUGGAAACAACUCUGCCGUUGCUAUGAGCAUCUUGUACAGUAUUACCGGAUUGAUCACGCUUUUGUUCCUGGUGAUCAUUGCAACUGGAGCUGUGCGCGCACACCGGCAUCCCGAAAGAUACGGCCCACGUGCUGGGUAUGGGGGCCGCCCGAGGCAAAGCAGAGCCAGAGGGCUUGCAAGAGCUGUCCUUGAGACUCUUCCCAUUGUCAAGUUUGGUGACCCGCAACCUGUCAAGGGCGAUCCGGACCAAGAAUUAGGGAGCGUAGACGGCGACCGUCGACUAGACUCCCCCAAGCCUGUUCCGACAACAUCUCCGGACGCAGCAGCAAUUCAAAGUGCUGCCUCGACAAGAGUUGAAACUGAACGUCUGCCCGACGUCCCAGCGGCCUCGGGAGAAGCCGGUGCCAGCAAGGAUAGUACUAUACAGGAUGAGCACCUAGGAUGUACCAUUUGUACGGAAGACUUUACUGUUGGGGAAGACGUCAGGGUCCUUCCGUGUGAUCACAAAUUUCAUCCUGCCUGCAUUGACCCGUGGCUGGUUAACGUUCGUCUCGAUCUUCGUCCUCAAGGCUCCGCGAGUGAUGCGAGGAAUUCUGCUGAGCAGCCUGGUACCACCACUGAGGAAGGAGCUGCCCAGCAAAGCACUGAGCCACAGGAGAGACAGGAUCGGCGCAGGUCGCGCCUAUUGGACUGGAACCGACUGCGACACGCAUCCGUUGACGAACGAAUCCAGGCUUUGAGGCAGAUACGCGAGCAAGGUCGCUCAACCGAGGAAGGCGCCCAGCAGUUCACGCAGCACACAAGACUUACAGACAGGCUGCGGGAAAAGUUUCAUAUACGCACGCGGACACAGUCGUAG